UGGCGCGGAGACGAUGAGCUGCGGAACGCACGGUGGUGAAGGCGGUGACCAGACGCCACAAAUGUUUUAAUUACGUGGAGGUCCUCGCGGUCUUAACCGAGCCUUUCGCGACGGUAGUGAAACGUCGUGACAUUACACGUGAGGAUUAACGGUUUUUAACGGACGUGUCGCGCACCGUUCGAGGAACAAACGCCGACAGAUGUUGAAGUUUAUCAAAGGCCAACAACCUACCGACAGAAACUGCAAGAGAAAGAAACUGCAAAAGGAUCUUUUUGCGUUUCGAAAGACGGUGCAGCAUGGGUUCCCAAACAAACCCACAGCCCUCGCAUGGGAUCCGAGUUUGCGGCUGAUGAUCAUUGGCACGGCAUCCGGCGCCAUCAAGGUAUUCGGUAGGCCAGGUGUGGAAUUCUAUGGACAACACACCAUCGAAAGCGGAGAGAAUGCUGUCACAAAGAUUGUUGCUCUGCCCAACGAGGGCCGCGUGGUUUCUCUCUGCGACGACAACUCUCUUCAUUUAUGGGAGAUCAACGAAAGUUCGGUCGUGGAGACCAAGUCGCUAUCGUUGGAGGGCAAAUUGAAGAAAAUUUCGGCAAUGUGUCUCGAAUCAAGCGGCGAACAUCUUCUUCUUGGAACGGAGGGCGGGAACAUCUAUCUUCUCAACUUGAAAACAUUCGUAAUGCCUGACAAUAUCAUUUACCAGGAUGUCGUGAUGCAAAACGUGCCAGACGAUUACAAGAAGAAUCCAGGAGCGGUCGAGGCGAUAGCGGAACAACCAGGUCACCCAGACAAUAUUCUGAUAGGUUACAAUCGUGGUUUAAUGGUUUUGUGGAACAAAGCGACUCCGGGAGCCCAACAGCUGAUGGGUUUGUUUUCGCGUGCGCAGACAUUCGUCUCCACGCAACAGCUGGAAUCUGUCCACUGGGUCUCCGAGACCCGUUUUGUUUCCUCCCACAACGAUGGAUCCUAUGCAUUUUGGAGUCCAGGCAGCGACAGCAUGUUGGAAUCGAGUACACCCUAUGGACCAUUUCCCUGUAAAGCUGUCACUAAAAUUCUCGUCUAUCCAACCGCAGAACUCGGAGAACUCGUUUUAUUUUCGGGUGGAAUGCAACGUGCAAGUUACGGCGAUCGUCACACCAUUACCGUUAUGGCGAAGGGGAAACAUGUUGUUUUUGACUUCACGUCAAAGGUGAUCGACUUCUUCACUGUGUUUCCUAAACAAGAGGAUGGGAAAGAUGCAUCUGAUAGUCCAGAAGCGCUUAUAGUAUUGGCCGAAGAAGAGAUAGUAGCCAUUGAUUUGAAUAAUCCUGAAUGGAAGAUGAUGGCAUUACCGUAUUUAGUAUCUCUCCAUGCAAGUGCGGUCACUUGUUCGCAACACGUUCCGAAUGUUCCUGAGGAAUUAUGGGAGAACAUUAUCGCAGCUGGGAAAGCGCAAACGGAACAUCUAUACUCGGAUAAACCAUGGCCUAUAGAUGGUGGAAUUAUUCUCUGUCAGAAAUCGGAAAAUGAUAAAUUAAAAAGCAGAGAAUUAUUACUUACCGGCCACGAGGAUGGAACCGUGAGAUUUUGGAAUGCGUCUGACGUUGCUUUAACACCUCUCUACAAGUACAAUUCAUCCAUUCUGUUUACUGGCGAACAUCUGGAUGUUCUUGAACAACCACCGGAGGAUGACGAGGACGAGUGGCCACCAUUUAGAAAAGUUGGAACCUUUGAUCCGUACUCCGAUGAUCCCAGACUUGCUGUGAAAAAAGUUUUGCUUUGUCCGCUGUCAUCGACAUUAGUGGUUGCCGGCACGGCUGGCCACAUAAUUACAACCACCAUAUCAUCCGAACCUGUAAACAAGGAAAUCAAAGCCAUCACGAUGAACAUCGUAAACGAUCGCGAUGGAUUUGUUUGGAAAGGCCAUGAUCGUCUUCCGGCGAGGACAACUAGUAUAUCUUUCGCAGUCGGUUUUCAACCACAAAGUCUUCUUCAAUUAUACCCGCCAGCUGCGGUUACAGCAUUGGCUAUGCAUAGCGAGUGGGGAUUACUUGCUGCAGGCACGGCUCAUGGUUUAGCUGUUUUCGAUUAUACAAGAGCGAAAGCUGUCAACGUGAAGUGUACACUUAAUCCAAAUGAUCUUUCUGGAGCAGGCGAUACACCAAUUUCUAGAAGAAAGUCGUUUAAGAAAUCAUUGAGGGAAUCUUUUAGGAGAUUACGAAAAGGAAGAUCACAGCGUCGAACAAAUGCCACUAGUCCAACUAGGAAUACAACAUCAGAAAAGAAGAAAGAAACGUCCAGUGUUGCUUCUUCUCCGAGUGGUGACCUUUCGCCGGUAGAAUUGAAGCCCGUGGAGAGACAAGUGGAAGCAAGGCCUGUAGAUGAUGCACUGGGGUCAAUGGUUCGAUGUUUAUAUUUUGCUAGAAGUUACAUUAUAAGCAUGCAAAACACGACGCCUACGCUUUGGGCGGGUACCAAUAACGGUACAGUUUAUGUUUUCACGUUAGCAAUUCCUGCUGGUGUUAGAAGAACAGAAGAGGAUGUAAAUUGUACAUUAGGCAAAGAGAUUCAGUUAAAGCACAGAGCACCUGUAAUUGCAAUUACAAUUCUCGAUGGGUCUAGCGUACCGUUGCCAGAACCAUUCGAAGCUGAGAAAGGCGUAAGUCCUGGUCCUGAUAUGGCUUCUCCACACAGAGUUGUAAUUGCUAGCGAAGAACAAUUCAAAAUCUUCAAUCUUCCAUCCUUGAAACCAUAUUGUAAAUACAAACUUACUGCAAACGAGGGUUCACGAGUUAGAAAAACGGGUUUUGCAAAAUUCACAUGCCCAAUCGAACCUGCAGGAACUCACGAAGAAACCUGUUUAUUGUGUUUGAGUAAUCUUGGUGAUUGUUUAGUGCUCAGUGUUCCCGAAUUAAGAAGACAGCUUAAUGCCGCUGUUAUUAAGAAGGAAGACAUUAAUGGAAUUUCUUCGUUGACGUUCACAAAAGCUGGCGAAGCCCUAUAUUUAUAUUCAAGUUCGGAACUGCAGCGAAUUUCAUUGUCUGCUAGUAAAGUGACAAAAGCGCACUGUGCAUUAAAUUUACCACCAAAUGCUAGAUCAUUUCCGGAAACUAACAACGAAGAAACCCAAGAACAAGGUGUGGUCGAAGGUACAGCAGAAACGGAAGGUGAUACAACGCAAGGAAGUCAACCAGAUGCGGUACAAAGAAUGAUUAUGGAGAAUGGUGUGGUGGGUUCUACCGGUGGUGAAGAAUCUCCGAAAGAAUCGUCUUUGCAACCCGCAGCAAGUACCAAUGAUGUGAACGGAGAGGACGAUCGUCAAGACUUAAGUUCUAUUGGAGAUAUAACGAUCGAUAGCGUGAAAGACCAUUUGCUUAACAGUUCACUUUUCAGAAAUGCAACGUCUUCCGAAGAACUUCAUAGUCGUCUUGCAGGACUUAAAAUGGAAGUGACUUCACGAACUUCAGAAAUUUCCACUCAAAAUCAAUCCCUAGUUGUAAAAACAACAACCGUUGUUUCGCAAACAACCAACAAUACUACCGCUAAUGGAGAGAUCGAAACAAGUCAGACAAAUGAAACACAACAAAUGAAUAGCACUACGGUAGAAAGAGAGAUACGCAGCGGUACUGAGACUACAACGACACACGCUACCAUCACUCUACCUCCAAACGUCGAGAUUAGUGCAGCUGACUUGGCAAACUUGGAGAUAACAACAACUACAGUGACUACCGAAAAGUCGAAAGCUCCAUUGGCAAGGCCUGAAGAAGUCGGUUCUUAGGAAUAUUCCAAAUUGUCCUGUACUCUACUCCCUGAUUUUAUGCUCUGUACACAGAGCCACACAAUAAUUAGAUUUUUUGUUACUUAAUGGACUCACGUGUACACAGCGGCGAUAGGUAGAAUUUAUAUAUCGUAGAUUUUUUAAAAAAUCUAGAUUUAUAUGCGGCAUUAGCAUUAGCUAUAAAUGAUAAACAAGUGAACUUCGAGUAUUGUAGCGACGAACCAAUCGAGAUAUAUUAACUGCCAAGAUUGUCGAUAUAUUUUACAUUUUAACUGAACAUUCUCAUUGCAUUUCUUUUAAUAGUCAAUUUCGUGAUUGAGCAAAAUUUUCGAUGGUUUAGUAGAACUAGGCCUAGGUAAUUUUAAUAAAAUGCAUUUUAUUUACAUACAAGCGUAACAAAUCCUCAAAGAAAAAUUAAAAUGUUUCAUGUUGUUUCAUCUGUAGAUCAAUCUAUUAAAAUAUAAUUUUAAAAAAUUUUCUAAUGCAGCAUUAAGAAAAAAAUUGAGGAAAAUUUAUACGAUCCGUUUCAUGGUGUGUAGCUGAACAUAAUUAAAAAAUUAUAGCUUGUACAAAGAAGCAAGAUACAUCACAAAUUGUGAACAUGGCAGCCAUAUUGUAACGCAACGAAUAUGUUGCGUCACGUCAUAUUUCUAAAUAAUAAAAGUAAAAAGUGAAAAGGCGACUUAAAUCAUCUAUAUAGUAUUUCGAAUAUUAUAUAGGCGUCUUGUGACAAAGGAUCAAAAAAAGAAAAAUAUGUAAGUAUGUUGAAUUGAUGCGCCUAACAAAAUAAAGAAAUAGCUACUUAAGUAGAAUUACGUUAUAAGAAAAGUUACAGAGAUUAAGUGAGGGACACUAUCAAUGGCCAUGACGUAAAAGAGGAGAGCCGUUACGAAUAUAUUUUUUAUUGAUACUUGUUAAUCGUUAAGUUUCCUUUUUCUUUGAUGGAAACGAUCAUGGUACAAUCGAACUAUUUCUAUCGAGCAGCAUUGAAACUCGCUGAAUUCAAUUCCGAUAUUAUACGAACAAAACAGAUGUAAUUGUGUUUUAACAUUACACGUAUGUAUGUCCCAUCUUUCUAGAUAAACAAGCUAUUUGUUAAUUAUUUUUGGUGGAGGACAAUUGCUACAUAUUACUUUUUACGCGAAUACAUCGUAAAAUGCUACAAAUGUACUAUUAUUAUCGUUAUAUAGUGAUGUACUACGUAGCUUGAUUUGUGUUUGCGACAGUACGGAUCGUAUUUAAGAUACCACGAUUUUGGAUCUCAAUAAAAUUUCGAAACACAACUCCGUUUCCCGGGGCAAUUUCAUAUUUAUCUUUUAUAAUACCAUAACUAACGAUUUUUUACAAAAAUGAAAACUACUAAAAAUUUUAAUAUAUUUUUACCGAAUGUGACAGACUGAUGCAUAAAAGAUACAUAUUCGUUUCUUCUUUUACAUUUAAUUAAUCAACCAUUAACUAUUUAAUCGAUCGACUAUUCACGUGAUUUCGAAUAAAAAGUUUUUCAUCCUUUAUCGUUCCUCUAGACUACAUGUGUGUUAAAAAUGAUAACAAUUUACUGUUCGUUGAUGCAAUUAAUGCGAGGCCUUUGUAGAUAGAUUUUAAUCUUCCUCUAAUGUCAUAAUUUCUCUUACCACCUUUUUUAUUUCUUUUAUUCAACCGCUUUGCGAAAUGUAUGUUUCUUGUACGCGGUUAUUACAAAUAAAUGUUAUACAAGGUGUUCCAAACAUCGACUAUGCACAGUUUUUUUUUAUUGAAAAUGAAAUCCUUAAUCCAUAACCAUAGAUCUAAACAUUUAAAAAGGAUAUUAAUUAGAAUAAAUUUGUUGUUUAUCGAAUCCACUUGAAUUUUAUUAUUCAAGAUCUAAUAUAGUAUUCUGUGCUGUUGGUGCACCUUGUACCGUUAAUUUUAUUACAAUUGUAAACUACAUUAACAAGGUAAAGUUAAUGAGCUAAGUAAGAUACAAAAUGUAUGAAAACGGACGUGCUUCUGCUAUUGUAAAAUUAUUUGUUUUUUACCUUGAUAAAAUAUUACGUAUUGCA
This is a messenger RNA of Bombus huntii, 5793 nucleotides long. RefSeq names its product lethal(2) giant larvae protein homolog 1 (gene l(2)gl). NCBI's taxonomy places the organism in Eukaryota, Metazoa, Arthropoda, Insecta, Hymenoptera, Apidae. The record is from RefSeq and is a predicted model, not a curated record. The coding region runs from base 200 to 3754 and encodes 1184 amino acids. Gene Ontology annotation, molecular function: myosin II binding; GTPase activator activity; syntaxin binding. The transcript is spliced from 16 exons. Gene Ontology annotation, cellular component: plasma membrane; cortical actin cytoskeleton; cytoplasm. Gene Ontology annotation, biological process: regulation of Notch signaling pathway; cortical actin cytoskeleton organization; regulation of establishment or maintenance of cell polarity.